Messenger RNA from Xylaria bambusicola, 2991 nucleotides. RefSeq lists its product as uncharacterized. Gene Ontology annotation, cellular component: membrane. The coding region runs from base 1 to 2991 and encodes 996 amino acids. The record is from RefSeq and is a predicted model, not a curated record. Gene Ontology annotation, biological process: arachidonate metabolic process. NCBI's taxonomy places the organism in Eukaryota, Fungi, Ascomycota, Sordariomycetes, Xylariales, Xylariaceae. The transcript is spliced from 6 exons.
AUGUAUCCUCGGAUCUUCUACGCCUUCUCAGACGUGAUUGUAUUUGUGCUGAACAAUCCGAAAACAAUGGAGGACGUAGUUGAAAAGCUACUCGCCUGGGCUGAUGCCAACCAUUCAAAAUCAAUAAAUCUACCAAGCAAGCCUCACGCCAUCAUUGCACUCAACAAGUGCCCGAACUCGACGCCGGAUGAGUUGUGGAAUUCUCUUGAAGCCACGGAUCAGCUUUUUAAAUCUAUGAGUUCGCAAAUCCAGAAGAAUACCACCUUUCAGGGGUAUGUGAAGAAAUGGGAGUCUGCUAAGCUCCGAAUCUCUGACAUGGAGGAACUAUUUCGGUGCUAUUAUUCUAAAGUUCACGUCGUGCGAAUUCCAGAUAAGAGCCGCUACACACUGCUUGAAAAACAGUGCGACGAACUGUAUUGUAUCAUUCGCAAUUGUUGCGAGAGAUCAUUCAUGAAGAAGAAAGAGUCUCGGAUGCUCCCCGACGCCGAUGAAUUUGGCAUCUACAUGUCGUUGGCUUUUGACCACUUUUCCCAGACACUUGAGGAGCCGUUUGAUUACGUGAAAGCGUCCCUGAGGCACCGGCCGCCUCCAUUGACAAUGGCGGACAAACUGUAUCAAUUUGCAAACCUAGUGGCUCAGAGACUUGAGCUGGAGGGAGAAAUACAGACUCUAUUUGCCAGGAUAACCGAGAUGGUGGCUUCAUGUUUGAUACUGGACGCCGCUCGAAAGCGGCGGUUUGGCCAGCCCGAUGAUUGGUUCAAGAUGUCAACUGGCCCAUCUUCCAGCCUAGAAACAAAUGACCGCCCAGGUGAUUCCGACGGCUCGUCAUUUGAGGAGCAAUGCAGAAUGGCUAUUGAAGACUAUUUUAACUAUCAGGUUCCUUGCGAAUUUCAAGUCGAGUCCCGUUCUCUGUUCUUGCUAACUGCCCCUUUCCAUUGCAAGCAGAGGAAGAUAACACACGGCGAGAUGCAUCGUGGACAGAACAGAUACACAUUUGAUGAAUACUUUGGGCCGUUUAAGCAUAAGUUCGACCCAGAGAAGUUCGAUUGGCCAGGCAAAGUCCUCGAGCGUAUGGAACAAAUGCAAAAGGAAGGGCUUUGGUACAAUACCACUGAUUCGAGACAAGCGCGAGUCCUCGCACACGGUAGGACAAUACGGAACUUCUAUAAGAACUUUAGAGAUGGCGUGGGCAUUUUCAGCAACUCCAUAUGCCUCUGCUGCUUAUCCAACCCCCCAGAUCAUCAAUUGUCCUGUGGUCAUGUUAUCUGUCUGGAAUGUGCCAAAGAUUUUGGAGAAAAGGAUUUGGGACACCCAGAUGGUCAUUUAAGGCUUAUUGUCAAACAAUGCCCCAUGCAUGAUCAUCCUUUGCGCAAUCAGUUCAUUAACCAACCAACCACAAUUGCGAUCCAGCCCCCACAUUCUGGCCUCAGAGUCCUGGUGCUGGACGGGGGUGGUGUCCGUGGCAUAGUAGAAUUAUCCGUGCUUAGAGCCUUGGAAAGCCGUAUAGGAGUUCCUCUACAACAUUUCUUUGACCUAGUGGUUGGAACCAGUACUGGCGGCAUCAUAUCCCUUGGUUUUGGACAUGCGUUAUGGUCCGUCGAUGAGUGCAUCGAGCAUUUUAGAGACCUAGUCGGCGUGGCCUUUACUCCUCGGAAAGGCCAGAUCCAAGGUUUCCGUCACCUACAAUUGCUCAUCCAAAGAAGCAAGUACGAAACGAAGCCGAUCGAAAGUGCGCUACAGACUGCACUUGGAGAGGAAAGCCUAUUCGGCAAUCGACAGAAAAACGGUAGCCACUGCGUUAAGGUAGCUGUCACAACUGUUACGGACGCUGGCACGCAAGCAUUAGUGCUUUCCAACUACAAUGCGACGGAUGUCUCUACCUCCGAGAAAUCCAAGCCGAAGUAUCGAAGGCACAGACCAACACGACCAGAGGAUGAGCUCAAAGUCUGGGAAGCGGCUCGAGCAACUUCGGCUGCACCCGGAUUCUUCUUGCCAUUUCAUAAGGCACGUUCUACGGAUAUUGACUCGGAGGUGGUUCCUUUGAUGAUGGACGGUGCCAUCUUGCACAACAACCCUAUCCAUGUGGCCAUUGAAGAAGCCCGUAGGCUUUCAGAUAUCCAAGACCAGCGGCCAAUACCGGACCUGGUGCUAUCUGUAGGUACUGGCCUGCCCAAAUAUAGUAGGGUUGAAGAAGAAGCGACGAAAUGGACAAGCGAGAGAAAUGUAGCUGGCCGCCAAAGAGCAGUGAUCCGCCGGAAGCCUGGACUUGUCAGGACCAUAUUCACUAUGCUCAGCUACCAGAUUCACUUGAAUACAGACUCAGAGCGGCGAUGGGCAUCAUGGAGUGAACCAUAUCUUCGUGACCCUCACUGGAAAGACCGCCUGUACCGCCUCAAUCCCGAUCUCGGUGAGGAGCCACCAGCGAUGGACGAUGUUGACAAAAUUAAGUCUCUCAGUAACAACGUAGCUGGAUGGAUUGAAAACCAUGUCGAGGUCCAAGAGAAGAUCAGUGAGAUCGCUUGCUCGCUAGUCGCCAGCUCGUUUUACUUUGAGCUCGAAGGAAAACCGACUCAAGCACAAGAUUCAUCGAUCUGGCUCCAUGGUUUCAUUCGAUGCCGAAUUCCCAAAGAGGUGCAGCAGGGAAGGGGGUUAGGCGCAUUCUUCGCCUCGUGCCACAGUCCUGUAGCCUUUGUGAUCCAAAAUUCAGGCAACGGUGCUGAGGCGGAUCUGCGAGUAGAGAUCCCCAUUCCCGGCAUGCACGAAGGUGGUGUCUACGGCGAUAUUUCUGUUAAAUUCACUAUACCUAGCGGAAUUGUCGACACUACAAUAGUUUUGGAUUUGCGCGGCAUCAGUAGGAAUAGGCACAUGUUUAACAUCAGUGGUUUUCCACGCCAGUUGAUGCAGGAUGGCUAUGGGCGAGAUCGAGAGAGUUCAGGUUCCGAGGGUUGGGGGAACAAGGAAGAUCGCAGUAAUAUCAGCGAGCUUCACUAG